Molecule: messenger RNA, 2122 nt
Organism: Schistocerca cancellata (South American locust)
Lineage: Eukaryota; Metazoa; Arthropoda; Insecta; Orthoptera; Acrididae
Product: astakine-like
Exons: 3
Coding region: 66-374 (102 amino acids)
Source: RefSeq, a predicted model, not a curated record
UCUGUUCGCGGCCAGAGACCACCGCCCACUUAGCCACAGCCAUUCGCUCCAACGCAGGUGCCACCAUGAGGACCGCUGUAGUCGCCAUCUUUGCUGUUGCCAUCGUGCUGAGCGCGCAAGCGCAGUACGAGCCCUGCGGCAAGGGCGAGCCGUGUCCCGAGGGCGAGUGCUGCAUGAUCACCGGCGUCAGGUACGGCACGCCCUCUUGUCACCCUCUGCGCGCCAGUGGUGACUCCUGCCGGCCACACUCGAAACCGCAGAACUUCACGCUGUCUGCCGGCCCGUUCGAAGCGGCUACUCUGUUCACGGACGUCUACUGGGCCGUCUGUCCCUGCAAGUCGGGCCUGGAGUGCGCCGGUGGAACCUGCGUCUAGCUGCCUCAGCCGCUCGCCCGCCGACUCACCGCGACAACUUCAUCAGCAUCAGCACGACGAAGCGAACUCGAAGAUUCAUAUUUUGGAAUAUUCAGAGAGUGGAAAACCGAUACAGCGUACAAUACGUCACGGCAAUCAAGUGGACGAACGCUAUUUUGUCACAGGUUUCAUCUGAUAUCACCGUUGCCACCAUCCCUUCCGUCUGUCGUCAAUCAUGAAGUCACUUUAAGGGAAUUGUAGUUGCCAAAUUGUGGACACUUCCAACUGAAAAACGUAUCUCACCUUAAUACAUUAAUACACACGCCGCGCUUACAAUGUAGAUCGUUACUGUUAAUCGACUAUCAUCUCUCUGCACCGUUCCCACCUAGUCUUAACCUCAUCAUGUCUCAUAUCGCGCUCAGUCGCUGAGUUUUUCAUCCAAGCACUGUAGUUAUUACAUAUUAAACCCAUUUAUUGUAUUCGGAGCAUUAUUCACGCUUAAAUUAUACAUCGAGAUAUGCUUCAGGAACACUUUAGAUGUUCUAAGGGCACUUCCCAUUAAGGAAAUCUCAAGAUAUUAAUCGAAAUGAGUACUCUACCCAUUAUCGUCACCUCCAAAACGAAACACUUCAAGCAUUAUCUGUCAAUCUCAAAUCACCUGUUUAGUUACGAGAUCCAUUUGGCACACAAAUGCCUAAGGACCGCUCCCUUUUUCUGGUGCACUCUGUUGCCCAAGACUCGGCCCUAGUGUGAGAGGACAGUAUCUGUCGUUUUACACGUAAACAGUAUACGACUGGAAUACUUAAUGUAGAAUGUAUCGAUUGAGGCUACGCUGCGGUGGAGGGACUUCGGAUUCGCAUUCCAGGUGAAUGUCGUUCAAAUUAAACCUCUGUCCAUCUCAAUUAAGAUGGUCUUUGGUCUCCCUGAAUCACCCACGUCAAAUGCCGAGAUAGUUCUCUUCAGGAAUAAAAGAGAAAACUUUGGUCGAUUUCCUGCCACAUCCUUGAUCCUUGUACAGUCAGAGUUUGUACUCCGAUCCCCUAGCCAGCAUUACGUCCCUCUAUGGAUUCGCGUUAACAAAUCCAGAAAUCGAAGUACGUAGGGCGGUAUUGGCCUCUACAAAGAAAACAACUACAUUACUUGUCAAUAAAUUCCCUCUUUUAAUACGGUCAUACAGUUAAAUGUGUAUUUGCGAUGUUGAACAUGUAGUGUGUCUUAUGUUGAAAAUGUAGAGCCUCUCGUGAUUUGGAGUGACGUCCAAAAUGCCAGUAUUUUCCACUGAUUUUAUCAGUGAGAUCCCGUGUCCGAUAAAAUUUUUUGCAGAAAAUGGUUGAUUUUUGAAACUUACGCACCUGUUACAGCUAUUUAUAGAAUACAUCGUGACACUUCUUUCCAUGGAUUCCUUGUACUUUUGCCCCUUAUUGUCUAGAAAUGGUCAAAUGCUAACCAUGAUAAAUUCCAUAAAAAUUUCUGUUUGCGUUUCCAUCCCAUCACUCACCUUUACUAAGUGCGCAUUCUUCGCCAAUAAAUUACGUGAAUGGUAAAUUAAAUAAAAAUAUUGCUUAUUUAUGCAAAGAGAUUAUUUCUCACUUUGACCAUGCUGUUAACUUACUUUACGUCCGGCUUACUUUUAAGUUGCUGUAUAGUAAUUUGACUCUUCUGCACACAGAAGCGAAGAAUGAGCUCCACUAUUAUAUUUGCUUGUGUACAGUGUUUGUAAGACAUGGCACCAAUCAAGAAUAAAUAAAAUUGUAUAUGGUUUCACAAAA